CACCGGGUUGCGUCGGCGUCUUCUGCGGCGUCCUCCGCUGCUCUCGGAGUCUUCGGAGCCUUCGGAGCCGCGACCCGAGCGCGCCCUCGAGAGUCAUGGAGAUGAAGGCCGUGUGCGUGCUGAAGGGCCAGGGCCCGGUGGAAGGCAUCAUCCACUUCGUCCAGAAGGAAAAGGAGCAUGUUGUGGUCUCAGGAACCAUCACAGGAUUGACUGAAGGCGAGCAUGGAUUUCACGUGCAUCAGUUUGGAGAUAAUACACAAGGCUGCACCAGUGCAGGUCCUCACUUUAAUCCUCAAUCCAAAAAGCAUGGUGGGCCAAAGGAUGAAGAGAGGCAUGUUGGAGACCUUGGCAAUGUAAUUGCUGGCAAGGACGGUGUGGCCAAUGUGUUUAUAGAAGAUGAUCUGAUUGCGCUCUCAGGAGAACGCUCCAUCAUUGGCCGCACAAUGGUGGUCCACGAGAAACGAGAUGACUUGGGCAAAGGUGGAAAUGAAGAAAGCACACAAACAGGAAACGCUGGGAGUCGUCUGGCAUGUGGUGUCAUUGGGAUCGCCAAGUAAACAUUCCCUGGGAAGCGAUCUGAGUCCUAGUAACUCCUAUGUUAUCUUGCUAGUUGUAGAAAUUUAACUUGAUAAACAUUAAACACUGUAACUUUAAAAAAAAAUGUAAUUCGUGUGACUUUUUAAUUGCUUUAAGUACCUGUAAUGAGAACUGAUUUAUGAUCACUUGGAAGAUUUGUAUAAUUUUAUAAAACUCAUAUUCAGUUAAAAUGUCUGUUUCAACGAUCUCUGUAUUUUGCCAGGCUUAAUAAUCUGGGUAUUAAACUUAAUUGUCUGAAUUUCUUCACUUCUCAUUCAAGCCUGCAAUAAACAAAUACACCAUAUGGCACUGAAUUUUGAACCUACUAAAGCAUCCAAAUUGAAACUCUAAAUUAGCUCUCGAUACCCCUACAUAGAGCUUGAACAGAACAGAUAUAGUAGUAUGUUGACAGGUAUCACAUGGUUCAUAGAAGUCACUUUUCAAAGUGUUUUAAAUGAUGUUUAAAUUUUUAGCAGCCGGUCUUUCAGCUAAGACUAACCUCAACUUAAAUCUUGGACAAAUACCUUUUGUCAGCUUCAGGGAAAUUUGGAUGAUUUGUCUGAUGGGCUACUUAGAUUUUGAUUCAGUAAAAUUAAAUUACCUACCUGCCAAAAUAGCACGUCCUCCGCUCCGUACACAGAGGAACAUUUAUUUCAUUUGUGCCGAUCUGCUUCCGGAUUAGCCAUUUAAAGGAAUAUACCGUAGCAUUUUAAGGUGGCACCAAGGGAAUGCUUAAAUGUGGUUUGUGUCUAAGGAUUUAUACAUCAAAUUAGUGAAUUUAAAUCUAGUUCUUAAUUGUAAGUACUUAUUAUGUACCUAUGAGAAAUUGCUUUUACAUGAAUGUUAACCUAAUUCAGAUUUGACUCUGGAGCAUAGUUGUUUCUUAACCGAAAAUUGUCGAGAAUGUUAUUUCUAAUAGAGCAACUAGAAAUAAGUUACAGUUCUAAUUGAUCAUAAAUAUAUGAUAUACUUCAUCAAAUGUAGGAUAUCGCUUGGGAGAGGAAAAGCAAAUUUGGAAAAGGACAAUUCGUAGUUUUCAAAGUUUUGAAAUUGGUGAUAAAGAACCUUCUGCUCAGAGUAAGUGGUUAAGAUCACUGUCAGAAUUUGAAACUAUGAACGGAUUUCACUAAUGUACAAUUUGGAGUACAUAUGUGGGAUAGGACUCAAAUAUAGGGACCUGCUUAUGA
Molecule: messenger RNA, 1763 nt
Organism: Hyaena hyaena (striped hyena)
Lineage: Eukaryota; Metazoa; Chordata; Mammalia; Carnivora; Hyaenidae
Gene: SOD1
Product: superoxide dismutase 1
Exons: 5
Coding region: 96-557 (153 amino acids)
Biological process (GO): removal of superoxide radicals
Cellular component (GO): nucleus; mitochondrion; cytosol
Molecular function (GO): copper ion binding; superoxide dismutase activity
Source: RefSeq, a predicted model, not a curated record